AUGUCAAAGUGCAGGGAGAGCGCCAUGUCACGAUCAGAGUUAACAAGGGAGCUCUUGGGCCAGUACAUCUCAGACACCCUCAGCAACAUUCACACAGUGAGGGAGUUCUGUGACAGGCAUUCCAAAUGGGCCCCCCAGAGGCAGACAGAACUGGAAAUGAUGAGGGACAUCAAGGAGAGGGCCGAGAGAAUUGACCUUAAGUUCGACCAUGUCCGUAACUCAGCAACCAAGGCCAAGGCGUUUGGGGAGUUCGUAUGGAGCGGUCUGACCCAGGUGACUGCAGACAGUAGGCGUGAGGAGCUGGAGAAGGAGCUGGGAGCUGUACUAAAGGACACUCUGGGAGGCCUGGAGAAGCUGGAUUACUUCCUGGAUGCUGUGGAGUGUCUGGCGGUCACCUGUCUGUUGGUGUUUGAGGAGAACAGGUUCCUCUGUCUGCCUCGGGGGACGAGCCCUGCCAGUGUUCAGGCUGUCAUCAUUGCUGCCAGAAUGGCCUGCCCUCUCCUCAUCUGUUUUAAGAGGGAUGCUAAGGCUUUCUUUAUGCCCAGCCUCCUCAAUGUAGAGGUGCUGGCCUGCCAACUGGUUAGAUACAUAGAAAUCAGCCAGCAGGUCUGUAAAAGGAUGGAGAAGGGAUUACAGAUCAGACAACAGCCUGAGAGUGAACUUGGUAACUCAGUCAGUCAAAUGAUGUUUUGGAAAAAGAGGAAUGACAUCCCUGUGGUCAACCUUGGUGGUGUGAGUGAAGAGUCCAUACAAAAUAUGCUCCAACAUUUGAAUCAGCUGAGCGAGAUCAGGAUGGACCUGCAAGUCAGACUGACGUUCCUGUUCAAAGAGGCUGCUCAGCGCUUCAUUUGCCGGUUCAGCCAGCGCCGACCCAGGAUGGAGCAGUUUCUGACUGAGCUGGAAGAAAAUGCUAUGCAGCUGGACAGGAUGAAGCUGGGGGCUAAGAUCUCCAGUGUGGCAGGCAGCUCAGUGGGUGCGGCUGGAGGAAUCCUAUCCAUCGUGGGCCUAGCCCUGACCCCUGUCACUGCUGGGGUGUCACUGGCUCUCACCAUUGCAGGGCUCAGCCUGGGGGUCACCAGUGGGGUCAACAGUUUAACUACUGGUAUCACAGAGAUGAAGGUCAAUAGCAUCCAUGAGAAGAAAGCCAGUGACAUAUUCCUGAAUUUCAUGGAGGAUGUGGAGAGUCUUCAGGAGUGUCUGGAGGAUGUGGCCAGGAAUAUAGAGCCCAUCCUGGGGCAGAGCACGGUGAACAUGGUUGGAGCAAGGAAGGUGAUUGCCACCACUUGGACCAUCGGAAAACGCAUUGACUCCCUAGUUGACCUUUCCUCAGGUUUUAAGUCUGCAGAAGUCCUUAGAAACAAAGAUCUGAUCUCAAGCGCUGGUAAGUUGGCGCUCCAGGAAGGCAAAGUAGCACGAAACCUACCCAAGCUAGCCGAGGACAUCCCGGACAUUGGACAGGUGGCCAAAGGCACCCCACUAGCCCUCUCCAGCUCGGCGCGGGCUGGUUUUAUCACUCUCAACGCCCUCUUCAUUGGCCUGGAUGUCUUCUUCAUCUGUAAAGACAGCGUCAGCCUGGCCAAAGGCAGCAAGAGUGAGAGAUCCCAGCUCAUCCGUGCCAGAUCAGCAUUGUGGCGCACAGAGAUGGAGUCCUGGCAGAGGAUCCAUGACUCGCUGUGUAGAGGUCUAUUAACAUUAGAGAAAAGUCAGAUUGUCCUGGAGCAGCCAUUUUACCCUCUGGAGGAGAAGCUGAGAGGGAAGAAAUCGAUGUGUAUGACACAGUAG
This is a messenger RNA of Oncorhynchus masou masou (cherry salmon), 1782 nucleotides long. RefSeq lists its product as uncharacterized. NCBI's taxonomy places the organism in Eukaryota, Metazoa, Chordata, Actinopteri, Salmoniformes, Salmonidae. Bases 1 to 1782 code for a protein of 593 amino acids. Gene Ontology annotation, molecular function: lipid binding. The transcript is spliced from 5 exons. Gene Ontology annotation, biological process: lipoprotein metabolic process; lipid transport. The record is from RefSeq and is a predicted model, not a curated record. Gene Ontology annotation, cellular component: extracellular region; membrane.